GGGGGGGGACGGAGGAGCGGCCGGGGUGGGCGAGGGGAAGGGGGCCGCGAGGGCUCCCUCUCCGGGCGACCGAGCCCCAGGCCCCUGUGGAGACCUCCCGGGCAAGGAAAGCGCCGAGGCCGCGGUGGCCCGGCAGCAAGCGAAGGAAACGUUGGCUGGGCGGCACGCGGCCCCGUGUUUCUAGACGCACUCGGAGAACUUCACCAGCACCAACUCCAGGGCUGGGUGUCCCGUGGCAUCGCCCGCCGCGGGGCGGGCCGCGAGGGGCGCCGAGCGGAGCGGCCACCCCGUCCCGAGUCCCCGGCGCCGUGGCCCCUGGGCCCUUAGGGACCCGGAAGGGGCGCGGCCGCAGGAGCCGGCGGGGCAGCUCCGCGGGGUCCUCGCGCGCCGCCCACGUGGGGCCGAGGCGAGCCCCGGGCCGGGCUCCGCAGGUCCGGCCGCGCCCGCGGGUGCCCGCGCCCGCCCGCGUCCGCCCGAGCCCGCGCGUCGCCGUGCGCCAUGGCAGCGGCCGGCGGGCUGCGCCUCCACGUCGCGGAGUCCCCGGCCGGCGGCCCCGGGACGCUCUCCGGACCCCGCCGGGCCCAGGCGAGGCGGCAAGCAGAGGCCACCAAAAGAAAACACCAAGCAUCCGGGGAGGCUCCCCCAGCGAAGCGGAGGAACAAGGCAGCGUUUCUCCUGGCCAAGAAAGCUACUGCUAAAGAAACACAAAGGACUUUUAAGGGGAAGGCACAGAAAACAUUUUCUCCGAGGAAAUCUUUGGUUGGUGUGAGUGACGGAACCCGAGAACAGAAACUGUGCGUUAGGACUUCGUCGUUAUUUAAAAACAACCCUGAAAUCCCAGAGCUCCACAGACCUGUAGUAAAGCAGGUACAAGAAGAGGUGUUCACUUCGGAAGCUUUCCAUGAACUGGACCUCCACCCACAUUUAAUUUCCACAAUAAAUACAGUCUUAAACAUGACUAGUAUGACCAGCGUUCAGAAGCAAAGUAUUCCGGCAUUGCUGGAAGGCAGAGAUGCUCUGGUGAGAUCACAGACGGGCUCAGGUAAAACUCUUGCCUACUGCAUCCCUGUGGUCCAGACACUUCAAGCAAUGAAAUCAAAAAUACAGCGCAGUGAUGGCCCCUAUGCCCUGGUACUGGUGCCGACAAGAGAGCUGGCUCUGCAAAGCUUUGACACUGUCCAGAAACUGCUUAAGCCAUUUACCUGGAUUGUGCCUGGAGUGUUGAUGGGAGGAGAGAGAAGGAAAUCAGAAAAGGCCAGACUCCGCAAAGGAAUAAAUAUCCUUAUCUCGACUCCUGGGCGGCUGGUGGAUCAUAUCAAAUCCACGAAGAAUAUUCAUUUUCGUCGGAUACGGUGGCUGAUUUUGGAUGAAGCAGACAGAAUCCUGGAUUUGGGUUUUGAAAAGGAUAUCACGGUGAUACUCAACGCUGUAAAUGCUGAGUGCCAGAAACGACAGAACGUCUUACUAUCGGCGACACUCACAGAAGGUGUGACCCGGCUAGCUGAUAUCAGCUUGCUCAAUCCGGUCAGGAUUUCUGUCCUGGAUGAACCCCGUGGCCAGUCUGAGCCACAGGGCGGAGCAGUUCCGGAGGCCUCCCUUCUCCCAGCUGGCAGCGAGCCGGACAGCUUUGCGAUUCCGGAAAGUCUCCAUCAGCAUGUGGCCCUGGUUCCCAGCAAACUGAGGCUCGUCUCCCUGGCAGCCUUCAUCCUGCAGAAGUGCAAGUUUGAAAAAGACCAGAAGAUGAUCGUCUUUUUCUCGAGCUGUGAGCUGGUGGAGUUCCACUACCACCUCUUCCUGCAGACCCUGCCGAGCCGCCUCGGGGCCCCGGCGUCCGGGCAGCCGCCAUCUGCGUCCACGCGAUUAAAAUUCCUGCGGCUGCACGGCAACAUGAAGCAGGAGGAAAGAACAGCAGUGUUUCAAGAAUUUUCGCAUUCCAAGACAGGCGUCCUUCUUUGUACGGAUGUUGCAGCUCGGGGCUUAGAUCUCCCUCAAGUCACGUGGAUUGUUCAGUACAACGCGCCGUCGUCACCUGCUGAAUACAUCCACCGGAUCGGGAGAACCGCCCGGAUUGGCUGCCAUGGGAGCAGCCUGCUCAUUUUGGCUCCUUCGGAGGCAGAAUAUGUCAACUCGUUGGCUUCUCACAAAAUCAACGUGUCUGAGAUGAAGAUGGAAGAGAUUUUGUCUGUUCUGACAAGGGACGACUGUUUCAAAGGGAGCCGGUGGGGAAGCCAGAAAUCCCGUGCUGCCGGCCCCCAGGAAAUCCGAGAACGAGCCACAGUCCUGCAGACGGUAUUUGAAGAUUACGUGCACUCCAGUGAGAGCAGGGUCUCCUGGGCAAAGAAAGCUCUGCAGGCCUUCAUCCGCGCCUACGCCACCUACCCCCGGGAGCUGAAGCCCAUCUUCCAUGUCCGGUCGCUGCACCUCGGCCACGUGGCCAAGAGCUUCGGGCUGAGGGACGCCCCCCAGAAUCUUGGUGUCGCAGCUGUGAAGAGAAGGAAAGCAAACCUGAGCAGCACCUCUCACAUGGGACUGUCCUCCAGUAAUUCUGUGAAGCAAGUCGUUCUCAGCACUGCUUUCAUCCGUGCCCAGACAAGACUAAGACACACCGGCUCUGGUUUCUUCCAGGCGGUUUUGAGGGGCAGGGCGCUGCCCGCCACCCCUGCUACGUGUUCUGGGCGGGGCUGCAGCCGGUGACUUCUCUGCCCGUCCUCCCAGAGGGAGAAGACGCCUCUCAUCCACUCCCAGGCACGAUGGCGCCGGCCUCGGGUCGCCGUCUGGGGUUGGAGGCGGCUGCUAGCUCUCCAGGCUGACUUUGAUUUUGAGUGUGUGAGGCCUGCGGUCAGGUCUGAGCGUGACCUCCCGGUGAUCCGGAAGCCAGGCCGUCCUACCGCCGUCUCUAAAAUGCUGGCACUGCGAGAAGAUGGAAUAUGCCUGCCGGCUGAUUACUGGUGGGAAACUCGUAUUUUGCUGCUUCCUCUCCCCGCAGAUAAACGUGGCUCCCGUAUUUUAUUGUUUGCAGCUGAUGUACCUUUAUGACCGGCCAUUUCAUUAGCAAGUGUUAAUCCAGAUAGCAGCUCCUCAGACUGGGAUGUCCUCAGCUCUUCCCCAGAUCCCGGAAAACGGAGCGGCAAGGCAGGGAGGCUGUUGGGAGGGGGACUUGGAGCCAGCAUUGUCCUUACCUUGAGAAGCCACUAGGGAGAGAGCAAGCCGCCGCCUCCUGCUUCGGCUGACCCUGCUAGCAGAUGGGCACCAGGACUACUAUACCCCUGUGAGCAGGGGAUUUAACAGGGCUUUAUUUAGGGAAGAAUGGGCUGAUUAGCUGAUAAAGAGCAUGUAAGAUGGUAUGGGGCGGCCUUUGAUGUCUGGCUGGCGCGGCAGGGAGCCGGGUGGUGAGUGACAGCAGUGUGUCACAGGAUUACUCUGCCCGUGACAAUGCUGCUCUCUGUUCUGGCCAUGUCACCACUCAGUUACAGCUACUUUUUGGGUUGUUAUGCCCUUCUUUUGAAGGCAUUUCUCUCCACUCUCACACCCCCGCACCCCACCCCUCCUCGCUAACUCAGACGGGAACUCAGGGGUGCGGCAGGCACCGUUUCUCGUUUGGGGAAAUCUUGUCACUCCCGCAAGAAGAAUGACUUUGCAGCUAAUCUGCACACGGACCGUAUAAUCGUGGUCAGGGUAAGCGGCAGAGAAAACGUGACAGAUUUUCCACACCUCAGUCAGGGCUCAAGCAAAUGCCAGUUGCUGCUUUUUGAGUGCUGGGAAGAAAAAGUCCAUUAAAGCCCACGAAGUGCAGAGAGUUAUGCUGUGGCCACAGUGAUUGUUCUGAGCUCAGGCGUCUCCUCUGAAAUCCAUCUGUCAAGAAAGAGCGGUUCCCUGUGUUCUGUAUGGACGGAUCAAGUAAUAGCCCUAAAUUCGUCAAAUUAUGCCGCAUUCCACUUGAUGGGGUUUACUGCCUGGAGUAGUUCUGUGUUCGUGCAAACCUCAGAUACCUGCAAACCAAAUCCACCUCACGCUGCACGAAAUCUGUCUCGCUUUGCCGUGCACCAGACGAGGAAUUUGGGUGUUAGAAACUCAAACCAAGAGCCUGUGAGCUCAGGGACGUGUUUCCCCGCCACGGCACAGGGAGGGUCACCUCGUCCGUGCUUCUGCUCCUCCACUUGACCAGUCUUCAGGGAAAGAAACGGUGUCCCCAAAUGAGAUCUUAAUCACCAGGUCUGUGGCUCCUUUUGCGUCCUUGGCUGUGACAGGGAGCGCGAGGCGUUUUUCCCCGGCACGCAAAUACAGUCGUAGUUAACAAAACUCUCCUGACACCUACAUGCGGACCUGUCAGAGCCGCCCCCCCACCCCAGACCCCGACACACACAGCUGCACAGGGAGUCGAUGCUGGUGGUAAAAUAUUGAGUGGCCCCUUAGCAACAUCCGUCACGAACACAGCCUUUCCCCCUACGAAAUGCAGUUCCGAUUUGAAGCUUGGUAGACUCAGCACUUGCUUCAGAGAAGCAAAGGUAACAGACCUUCCAGAAUUUCCAUCUUCCCCGGAGACACGGAGGCCCGGUACUAUCUGCUGCGGGAGGGCGGAGCUGCCGUGUUUGCCAGGGCGUCUGUCUGCGCAGGCAGCCGCACACCCGUCAUGAGCAGGCGUGCCACGGGGGGCUGCGGAUCCCUCACCUGUCCGACACCGUGGAGAAUGGUCCAAGAGCAGAACAAGGGCCUUACGGUCUCAGAGCCACCGCGACAAUGUGGACGAGCAAGUCUGUGGGCUGUAACCGCCCUCUCUCGUGUGAGUUCUGUGCUGGAACCAUGAGAGCGCUCCUCUUCCCCGGACAGUUUAGUCUGUAGCUGCCUAAGACUUGUCUACCCGGCUUCUGCCACCUGUGUCUUCUGAUGUUUUUCUUAGUGCCUAGAAACGCCUGGGACAUCGCCUUUACCAGGAAGCCAGUAACUGCUUCUCUGUUCUCGCCUCUCUCCUCCUAAAAUUAGUCGAGGAACAGCACUCUGAAUUGGUGACUGUUCUUAAAGGAGACGCAGUUUUGUUUUAUUUGUAUAUGUUUUCUCAC
Molecule: messenger RNA, 5057 nt
Organism: Mustela lutreola (European mink)
Lineage: Eukaryota; Metazoa; Chordata; Mammalia; Carnivora; Mustelidae
Gene: DDX31
Product: DEAD-box helicase 31
Exons: 20
Coding region: 499-2694 (731 amino acids)
Biological process (GO): ribosome biogenesis
Cellular component (GO): nucleus
Molecular function (GO): nucleic acid binding; ATP binding; RNA helicase activity
Source: RefSeq, a predicted model, not a curated record